Strongylus vulgaris is the source of this 246-nucleotide messenger RNA. The record is from the annotation of a GenBank genome assembly. NCBI's taxonomy places the organism in Eukaryota, Metazoa, Nematoda, Chromadorea, Rhabditida, Strongylidae.
AUGCACACAGCUAUCGAAGAAGCUUGUAAUGGGGUGAAAAUUGGCGAUGGAGGUCCUUUUGGGGCAGUGAUAGUGAAAGACGGCAAAGUUAUUGCUACGGGACACAAUAUGGUGAGCUAUCUCGAAUUUCCUCACUUCUUUUCAAAGCAAGUCGCUCCACUUGUUGGAAACGAGGGCAUUGAGAGAAUUAUCACAAGGGCAUUUGAGAAAAUUAUCAAACACUCUCUUUCAUUAGUGGGAGUGUAG